Lagenorhynchus albirostris (white-beaked dolphin) is the source of this 3234-nucleotide messenger RNA. It is a transcript of the gene DRC11, whose product is annotated as IQ motif containing with AAA domain 1. Lineage: Eukaryota; Metazoa; Chordata; Mammalia; Artiodactyla; Delphinidae. The coding region runs from base 290 to 2785 and encodes 831 amino acids. Gene Ontology annotation, molecular function: ATP hydrolysis activity; ATP binding. The record is from RefSeq and is a predicted model, not a curated record. The transcript is spliced from 19 exons.
UCGCGCCUUCUCACUGCCGGGCCACAGUAAGGUUCCGGAGCCUGGGGGUCUAGACGAGAAGGCUCGAAUCCCACUCUCGGCGGCUGCGCGCCUCCCUGCCCAUCGCCUUUCCCUUCCCAUCGCCUUUCCCUUCCCGAACUGAAAAGAUAUCCCCAACCCCAGUCCCUCCCUCCAGAAGGAACUUACCCCAACGCCCUCUGGCUGUGUCCCGACCCCUGCAGCCAGCCGCCCUUCAGAGGACAACAGAAGAGCUUCCCAGCGGGCGAGGGAAAGAGGGAAAGUAGCCAGCAUGUCGAACGCCAUGUAUAAUAAGAUGUGGCAUCAGACCCAGGAAGCCCUCAGUUCUUUGCUUGAUAAAGAAUCUGAGAAGAUGACAGAACCACAAAGAAAUCAAGUUUUCAUCUUCCAGAUGUUAGCCACCUUCUACAUAAAAUAUGUGCAGGUCUUUAGAAACCUGGAGAACAUCUAUGACCAGAUGGUCCAUCCACAGAAACGCAUACUGAUCCGAAAACUCCUGGAUGGGGUGAUGGGUCGCAUCCUGGAGCUGAAGAAUGAGAUGGUUGAAUUGGAAUUAACCGAGUUUCAUUACUUGGAUGAUAUCUUACAGGAUCUAAAGUUGGUUCCCCAACAGUUAGAUAUCCCCAUACCGAAGUAUUUUCUGAAGGAGAGGUUGGAAGUAAUAAAAGGAAGAGAGAAAAUCCUUGCUCAACUAUUAGCCGACAGUGGAUUAGGCAUAACUGAAGAGAAAUACCCUGUAAAGCCUAUCCCCCUAGAAGAGGCUGUUAAAUUAAUCCAGGUCGCCGAGAGGGCGCGGCAAGGGCGCCUAAGAGCCAUGUUCAUGAAGCAGAUCUAUCUUCAAGAAUUCAGAGCAAUGCAAGCCAGGCUACUGGGCGAGAGAGUGGCCGACGUGGGGACUGCCGCACUGUGUAUCCAGAAGGUUUGGCGAGGUUUCCAUCAGUGCAAGAGAACUGAAAGAGAGAGAGAAGAGGAGAUGAUAUUCCUGGGUAUGAACCCGCCUCCUUUGUUUAAUGAAGUCAGUGCUGCAUUAAUCCAGGCUGACAGGGUGAGCCACCUGCGGGAUGAGGUGCAGGUAAAGCAUGAGGAGGAAUACAGAGAUGCCUUGGUUACAAUCAAGGAUGACUUGAAACUAAUAGAAGGUCCCGACAUCAAGGAGAACCUCCAAGAUGAGAUCCGGCGUUGGUUCAUCGAAUGCAGGAACUUAACGGGCACAUUUCCCAACUACCCUACAGAAGAAGAAGGAGGUUCCGCUAUUAUUUUUUCCAACAAGACACGACAACAGGUUAUCGAGGAUAUUAUUGCAAGCCAAGAAGAGGAGGAAAAAACCAAAAAGAAGAAAGAGGAAGAGAAACCCAAAAAAGGCAAAAAAGGAAAGGAAAAGAAAGAAACAAAGGAAAAAAAUAAGGACGAAGGUGAGGGCUGGCAGAUGUCGCCGAGUGUUUUCCUUCAUACGAUGCAAGAAGGAAACAACGUAUACAAAGACCUGUGGAAGAAUAAAGAUGAAUCGUGGAAUGUCCCCCAGGGCUAUGAUCCCGAACUGAUCAAAGCGGACAAACGGAAAGAAUUGGAGUCGGAGAUCAGGCUGCAGGUUGACGAGCUGAUGAGACAGGAACUAAAAAACUUAAAACUAGCUGUGAACAGAGAGAUGGAAUUAUCGGGCAAAACAGGAAGGAAGAAAGGAAGUAAAGAGAAAGACAAAAAAAGGAAAGUGGGGAAGAAGGAUAAAGACCCAACGGCUGACAGGACCAUCGAAUCUCUGUACAAGGAACUAGUGGAAGAAGGCUUAUUGAUCCAGGCUCUGAAAGUCAACCUCUCUGAUUACAUUGGUGACUACAGCUACCUGGGGAGUACUCUUCGCCAGAUGUCCACAGAACCCAUGCCUUCCCUCCUGGAUGUCCGACAGCUCAUUACCCUGUACGGGAUCCUGCCGCUAGGUUCUGAAGCAGUGCAUGAGAAAGCUCCUUUGGUGAAAUCCCUGCUCUUGGCUGGCCCAUCUGGGGUGGGGAAGAAGUUGCUGGUCCAUGCCAUCUGUACCGAAACGGGAGCCAACCUCUUCGACUUGUCCGCAGCCAACAUUGCCGGCAAAUACCCGGGCAAAAGUGGCCUCCAGAUGAUGCUGCAUAUGGUCCUCAAGGUGGCCCGCCAGCUCCAGCCCUCCGUGGUGUGGAUUGGAGACACCGAGAAAACCUUCUACAAAAAAGUCCCCAACGCCGAAAAGAAGAUGGAACCUAAGCGCCUGAAAAAACAGCUUCCCAAAAUCCUGAAGCUCCUGAAACCAGAUGACAGGAUUCUGAUUGUGGGGACAACACAGCGACCUUUUGACGCUGAACUUCAACCUCUUUGCAAAGUUUAUCAAAAAAUUAUUUUGGUUCCCAGACCAGACUAUGCUUCCAGAUAUGUUUUGUGGAAAGAAAUCAUUCAGCGCCACGGCGGAGUCAUCACCGGUGCCCUGAGUGUCAGUUGCUUGGCAAAGAUCACCGACGGCUUCACCCAGGGCCACAUCGUCCAGGUGGUGAAGGAGGUGCUCACGGAGCGCAGAAUCCGGCAGCAAUCUCACAAGCCGCUCACCGCCCUCGAGUUCAUCCCGCCUCUCACCAGCAUGAGUCCCGUCUACCAAGAGGAAGAAGAGAGCUUUAAGGACUGGUACGCCAAGACCCCUAUGAGUAAAAAGCGAGCCUUGGCAUUAACAGGAGAUAACAAAGAAAACGAAAAGGACAAAGGAAAAGAGAAGGAGAAGAAAGGGAUAAAGGAGAAAAAGAAAAAGUAAUGCCUCUCUGAGGAGCCAGGGAUGGAGGUGGGCCCGACUCUCCAGGGGGGGAGAUUGACCAUUGCCUGUGUGAAGUCCCACACUGAUGCCCUACGUCCGCCAGCCCCGCCCUCGCUCAGUUAGAUCUUCGUAGGCUGACCACCAAGUCAGUUGUGCAUAACAAGUGUUUCUAGAGCUUGUAACUAUUUCUUAAUCUAUAUUAAAGUUUGUAUAUAAGCAAAAUUCACUCUUCACACACUCCACAAUCUAUCCCAGUUGGACACUUCAUCUCGUCGGUACUAGUUGCUAAAUUUAAAUUUUGAUACUUAGAAAAUACCCUAAUCUGACAACUAGUAAAUUCAUUCAGUCAUUGGUGCUACUAGCUUUUUAUUAAUAAUCUUGCACAUAUCUUAAUAAAUUAAUUCUUUGCUCUAUUCAUGUAUUCUAUAUAAUGGAAUAGAAACUUUUUC